Penicillium paradoxum is the source of this 198-nucleotide messenger RNA. RefSeq lists its product as uncharacterized. Lineage: Eukaryota; Fungi; Ascomycota; Eurotiomycetes; Eurotiales; Aspergillaceae. The transcript has a single exon. The record is from RefSeq and is a predicted model, not a curated record. Bases 1 to 198 code for a protein of 65 amino acids.
AUGAGCAAGCGCGGCCUGCUAGCCUCCACCCUAUAUAAUAACUCGAUGGGUACGGUUCUCGAUCAGCUGAUGGAAACCGCUGAUGAUAUUUCCUUCAACCUCUUCGAUGUUGUUCCCACGUGCUUUGAGGCUGCUACCGGCAACAAAGAAUCAUCGGGCGAGAAGUUUCACGAAGUCCUGGUCCAGAAUCACUUCUAG